Messenger RNA from Caenorhabditis remanei, 723 nucleotides. RefSeq lists its product as uncharacterized. The coding region runs from base 1 to 723 and encodes 240 amino acids. The transcript is spliced from 2 exons. Lineage: Eukaryota; Metazoa; Nematoda; Chromadorea; Rhabditida; Rhabditidae. The record is from RefSeq and is a predicted model, not a curated record.
AUGUGUCUCUACACAAGCACAUUCCUGCUGAUUCCACUUAUCCUAACAAUUUAUUCAUACUUCUGGCUAAUUGCCGUCAGUGAAUCCCUCUCACUGGAUGCUCUCCGAUCUUUGAAAAUGAGAUCCAUGAUUGCCGUGAUUCUCCCGGUCUGUCUUCUGAUUGUCGCCGUCGUUUGGAUAUUCAAGUCUCGUCUGAGUGCUGAGCAGAAGAAGAAUCGGGUUGGGAUACUUGACAGAUGCAAGAAGAAUAUCACGGUUGGGGCCCAAGGAAUUGUAAUCACAACGGUGGUCGGGAGGUUGUACGCAUUUUGUGUAGUGGAUAACGCUUUUAACGUCAUCGGUUUCCCCCUCGUCCUUCUCACCACCAUCGUCUCCCUCUACUUCAUCUUUAUCUUCAACUCCGACUUGAAAUGCAAAGCCGACGAGCACUCGAGUCACCAAAAGAAGCACAGUAUCUCCAUGUUCUUUCAAAUAAUUGGCUCUCACGGUGUCCUCAUCACCUUCAUUAUCACAAUGAUGGGCGGAGUUCAUUUAUUUGUCGUGUUUUGGCAAGUGCUGCUAACUUUUGUGUUUGCAACAAGUUACGUGGAUAUUCAAACGAUCGAGGUGGGACGAUUGAAGUUGAAGAAGAGAUAUGAAGAACCAACGAUGAGUGCAGUGGUGGCCGUGCCGAUGGUCAGAAGGACAGAAGAGGGAGGAUCGGAUAAUUCAAAUUCUCGGUAA